AUUUACUGUGUUCUUGAAUCAAUCUAUCUAUCCUGCAGUGUUGCUGUUAGUCCAGUCUCAGUGUGGAUACUUGUCUGGUUCCUGCAGUCUGUUUGGUGAUCUCUUGUGAUGCUGAUGGGAGUCCAUGGGUCUCCAGACAACUUUGUUCAUUUUAUUUUUAUUGACGUCUUCCGGUUGAAUUAUAAGAUAGUUUCAAGAAAAAUACUUCAGAAAGGUCUAUAUGCCCUGGGAAUGAUAUUCUCACAUCAAUGAAAUGUGUCAUUUGACUCAUGCAAGGAUUAUGCUGGCUGUUCGUAUCGAAAUCAUGCGAAAAUGGAAGACAUCGUUUGCUGCUCUGUUUCUUGUCUGUGGAGUUUUAUUGUAUGGAAUAGCAUAUUUGUUCCUGGAUUGGUCAUGGCAUGCAACUCCAUUCAUUUACUUGCCUCGGUCACACAUCUGCCAAGAAGAGAGUUCCUCCUGCAAACCUUUGCAGCCCAUGAAGUUGGAUGACAACUUGGUCUUCUUCCUGGACAUUGCAACAUCUCCUGAGUCUGCUGUUUCCUUCAACAUUCCCACAGCAUGUGCCUUGGAGUCCACCUCAGUCCAUAAUCCUGGGAGGACCAUACACUACCUAGUUUUUGGGAAGGACAAGCCUUAUCUAUGGCUGGACAAGCUUGGCUCUUUAGUGGCUGAGCUGGAGAAUGUCAAGGUGUCCAGUUUUCUCAUGGAACCUUGGCUGCUGAAGAGAGAGGCAUUGGUGAAAAAGAUCAACACUGAAAAAAGAUCUGGUGUCUAUUGAUUUGUUGAAAUGUUGCUGGAAGCCUAUGAAGCUAUUGAUCUUGACAAAUGGAAGUCCAUCUCCCGUGGAACUGGGAACACGCACCAAGCCUCAGUUUUGAAAACUGUAUGCCAGGUGUCGCACAAGACAUCACCAAAUCCAGAUGGCGCAACUUACCAAGGUUUCCCAUCUGACUGCUUAGCUGCCAUGAACAUCACAGUGCUGGACAAGAUGAUCUUGUAUCCACUUGGGCCAACUGACUCCUGGAAAUAUUUCAGUUCCAAAUGGACUGUGGACAUCCUGAAGAUGGUGAAGGACUCCAAGUCCUGGCUGGUGCACUAUUACUCAUCUCAUACAAGGAAAUACCUGAAUUCUGCCUUGACAGCUGCUGUUCCAACAGCAUUUGAACUACUUGCUCUGGAGCAUUGUCCUCAAACUUACCACGUCUGGAAGACAAUGAUUACUUCCCAGAUGUCGUCCUAA
Molecule: messenger RNA, 1240 nt
Organism: Notodromas monacha
Lineage: Eukaryota; Metazoa; Arthropoda; Ostracoda; Podocopida; Cyprididae
Source: the annotation of a GenBank genome assembly